AUGUGGCAGAAGAAGAAGAACGAAGAACGAAGAACGAAGAAGAACAAGAACAAGAGCGAAGAAGAAGAAGAAGAAGUGAGCGACUACUGGCUGGUGGCAUUGGUGGCGGUGGCGACGAUGCUGAUGGUGGUGUUCGUUGACGGGAACGGAGUGCUGCACCCGCGCGGGUUCGGCUUGGCCUCCCACCUGGGCGUGCUCAUCGGCAUACCCACAAUAGGGGUGGGGAAGACCUUCUUCCACGUCGACGGGCUGGACAUGAGGGAGGUCAAAGCACAGGCGGCCGCAGCCUGCCACAAGGGCGGCGACUGGAUCCCCCUGAUCGGCCAGUCGGGAGUUGAGUGGGGCGCCGCGUUCCGAAGCACAGACGGCUCGUCGAACCCCAUCUACGUGUCGGUGGGCCACAGGAUCAGCCUGGCCUCGGCUGUGCUCCUUACCCAGGCCUCGUGCCUCCACAGGGUGCCGGAGCCCAUCCGGCAGGCCGACCUGCGCAGCCGGGAGUUUCUGCGCAAACAGGGGCACUGA
Molecule: messenger RNA, 522 nt
Organism: Acanthamoeba castellanii str. Neff
Lineage: Eukaryota; Discosea; Longamoebia; Acanthamoebidae
Product: endonuclease V protein
Exons: 5
Coding region: 1-522 (173 amino acids)
Biological process (GO): DNA repair
Cellular component (GO): cytoplasm; nucleolus
Molecular function (GO): RNA endonuclease activity producing 5'-phosphomonoesters, hydrolytic mechanism; single-stranded RNA binding
Source: RefSeq, a predicted model, not a curated record